Vitrella brassicaformis is the source of this 3853-nucleotide messenger RNA. The record is from the annotation of a GenBank genome assembly. Lineage: Eukaryota; Vitrellaceae.
CUCUCAUUCGUUUACUUACAGCCCGGCCGAAAUCUCUGAUGCAUUAACCAUCUUCUUAAAGGCACACACGCAGACACACACACACACACACACAUGCCAGAAGGUCCACAUACAUAUCGGCCACAUGUCUAUAGCACGUAUCGAGCCAUACACACAUACGGCCUGCAUCCACACCAUACCAUCCUCCAUCAGCAGCCAUAUCAGACUGCCCAAUCAAUCGCCCAUAGCCAUAGCCAUAUCUCUAUCUCUAUCUCUAGCUACUCUAGCCAUCUUGCCUCAAUGGGCUCGCUCGUAUUGUCUGUCUGUCCAUCAGACGAGGUAGUUCAAGAGCUCCAUAGCGUCGAAAUCUCUAACGGUGCGCUGCUGGCCAAACACGCUCUUCAUCCACAGCAGCAUCGGCCCUUCUUUAUCAGCUACUGUAGGGCUAUCACGCCCCCCCCCCGCCCCCAUCUGCUGUGCUGCAGGGGAUGCCGAGAAGAUGGCCGACGGGGGAGACGCGAACAUCGCCCGCCGCUGCGCAUCCAGCCGACGCUCAGACAUGGUCGAGUGAUGAGAGUGCAGGCGGCUCGUGUUGGCCUCCAGCUGCAGCAUGUUGGUCGCAUUGCUGGUGGGUGACAGCGACAGGUCCUGUUCGUCUUCGUGUGGGGCAGUAUCCUCCUCCGACUGAUGAUGGCCGACAACGCCGCGGAGGAACAGGCUGGUCUUAGUCACGUUGGGGGCCGUUGCUGCCGGGCUGAUCGUGGUGUAUGUUGUGUCGUUGGCCAUUGGGAUGGAUGUGGCUGUGGGUGUGGGAGUGGGAGUGGGAGUGGGAGUGGGUGUGGGGGGCGGUCGUGUGCCGAAGAGCCACCCCCACCAGGUGCGACGAGGGGGCUUUGUCGUACUAGUUGCCAUGGUUGUGUUGGUCGUGUUGGCGGACACGCUGGCUGCUGGGGCGGCUGGAGGGGCCGUCGUGGGGCCGUCGUUGGAUGGGGGGAGGGUGGCUUUGUGCUUGUCGCCUUUCUUGUGCGUGGUGUGUUGCAGGAUGGGGGCCUGCUGAGCCAUAGGCUGGCUGCCGUCUUGCUCUCCAGGCCUUGCUGGUGCGGGGACAGGGACAGGUUCAGGAACUUGCCCGCUGCCUGCUGGUGGCUGCUCCUGCUGCUCGUGUUGGUGGUCAUUGGCUGUGGUGGUCUGCUCGUGCUCGGUGGUGGUUUCGGUGCUAAUUGUCGUCUUGACGGUGACCCCCGGGCCGUGGACGGUCUUGCUGCCCUGCUGGGAAUGAGUGUGGUUGCCGACGAUGGUCACGUACGUCACGGUGUGGACGUCCGUGCCGCCCCCGUGCGACUCGCUGGUGAUCAACGUCUCGUUGCGCGUCGUCACCGACGAGUGGUUGCUGUUGGUGUCGAUGGGCACAGAGGAGGAGCUAGUAGAAGUGGUCGUGCUCGUAGGAGUAGGUGUCUUGGUAUGGGGCUUGGCGUGGCCGCCGGCAGCCACCACUGGCCAAGGGGUCGCGAUCGCCCCGGGCGAAGUGGUCGGCGGCAGUAUGGUGACAUUUGGCGGGAAGGUGGGCAUCGCUCCCCCGACGCCACUGACUGCAGGGAGCGGCCCGUCCGAUGCCAUGUCGGUCGGCGGCACGAUGGCGGGAAUGGGGGCGCCGGCGGGCCCGUGGGCUGAGAGGGUCAUGUUGACGAUCUGUGGGAAGAGGCUGGACACGUUGUAGACGGAGCGGCCGGGGAGGCUGGUGGACGACGGCUCGAUGGCUGCCUGCGACAGGUUGAUGUUCCUGCCGGUGCUGGGGCUGGUGCUGGUGCUGCUGCUUGUGCUGUUCUCGCGUGUGUGCUGGUUGAGGCCGCCUUGCGAGUGUCCCACGGCGAGCAGCGAGUGAACCAGGCCGCCGCCCUUGCCCUUCGCCCCAGUCUUCUUCUUGUAUCCCGACGGCCCCAUGACGAUCACAUGCUCCGUAGUCCCCCCACCCCCACUGCCACUGCCACUGCCGCUCCCGCUCUCAGUAUCGGCGGACCGCAUCCUAGAAGGCGCUGGUGCUGUUGUGGUGGUAGUACAUCUCGCACAUUGCCCCUUGGGCCUCAGCGUCACCCUGGCCGUCCCGCCCUCGGCACUGGGGGUGGUAGUAGGCUUGGUGGGGCUGGUGGCCACCACCAGCGACUUACGGACCUUGGGGCGCCUCAGCUUCGGCUUGGUGGCGAAUGGCAGAGCGAUGGGGUUGGAGCGGCGAGAGCGACGUGCUCGACGCCGGAUGGCGGCUGCUGUCGCUGCCGCUACUGGUAGCACUCCUUCAGCAGCGGUAGCACUAGCGGGAUGGCCGUCACGGUACGAAGAAUCUUCAGGAAUGGCCGUUGUUGUCACAUCCGCGGUCGAUGUGGAAUUCGAUGUGGGUGUGUCCGUCUGGGCGACCUUGACGACUGACGCCUUGCUCACCACGAUGCCCCCCUGCGUCUGAUCCUCCUCUGUGGGCUCACUCGCACCGUGCUGCUCCGGGGAUGCUGCUUCUGUUGGUAUGGCUGUGGUUGGGGUGGUGGACGAGCUGUUGCUGCUGCUGUCGGUGGCGUGCGACUCGAGCUCGGGGUUGUUGGUGCAUGGGAAGGCCCCCAUCGGCAGGGGGCUGGUGGUCGGUGCGGCGCUCUCACUGGCGGAAGACUGAUGGAUGCAAGGAUGAGCAGCGGGGACAAUUGGUGGUCUUUUCUCUGCGUGUGGGUGGGGUGGGUAGGUUGGUGCGGGUGCGUCCUUUGCUCACCGAUUUGGUGUCCUUCUUGACGCAGGCGAGUUUGCAGAAGGAUGAUGUGGUGACCGGGCACAUGAGUGCACCCACGCUGCCGUGGCAGGAGGAAUCCUUGGGCGGUGUGAACUCGGGCGCGGUGGCCGCCAGGUAGUCGAUGUUCCCCUUUUGCAGGUCGCAAAACGGCUGCAGCAAGCAAUAAAGCAAGGAGGGGCAAAAGGAAACCACACACAGAUAGAUACCGAUGUGCGUGUGUGUGUUUCCUCCCCGCCCCGCCAUCCCACCCCACUGGUCACCUUGGAGUACAUGCUGCGGACGCAUUGGGAGCCUUUGGUGCCCUUGGUCGAACCUGACAGCACGAAACAACACAACACAACACAACACAGCACGCGGAAAUGAACAAGACAGAUCACAUCAGAUAUAUCCCCAGCCGCGUACCUCCUCCCUUCGCCCACAGGCAGUUCUGGCUACACGAGCAUUUCGUAUACUCCGACUCCGACAACAUCCUCACACCCCGCCCCAGGCUGCGGAACGACACACCUCCCUCCCCGCCAUCUGAACCACCACCACUCGUCAGCCCCGCCGAUGGUGUGGAUGAGGGUGUAGGUGUGGCGGCUCGUGGGUUGCGCCAACGGGGACUAUUGAAGCCGCGGCUCAGGACGAGCUCGGCCAGGAGGCUGAUGGACCAACACAACACACAGAGAUCCGUUCAUGGCUGGAUCUCGUGGUGAUUCCAUCCAUCCAUCCAUCCAUCCAUCCAUCCAUUCACUGACCUGAGUCCGCUCCAUGACCAUGGGAAGUGCAGGGGAGAGUAGAAGCCGUACGCCGGCGGCUGCAGCACCUUGCGGCGCGUCGACGAACCGCCCUCCAGCAGGGACGUUCCGACGCAUCCGCUCGUCGUCGAAUUGGCAACACACUGGUGGGCAUCUGACGGCGGCGAUAGAUGGCCGUGGCCGUCUGCCUGAUCAGAGGGCGGCGAAUAAGCUUUGAUGCGGCCCGGCCCGGUGGUCAGCAGAAAACCCACCAGCAACAGACGGGAGAUCUCGCCGAAGGCGCCAGAAGAUCGGAGGUGCAUUCCCGUGCCGCUCAUAUCAGUGCGUAUCUGCUGGUCUCAGGCUGCCUUGUCAUCCGUCGUGAAAGGAU